Messenger RNA from Microplitis mediator, 1569 nucleotides. RefSeq names its product UDP-glucose 4-epimerase (gene Gale). The coding region runs from base 388 to 1446 and encodes 352 amino acids. Gene Ontology annotation, molecular function: UDP-glucose 4-epimerase activity. The record is from RefSeq and is a predicted model, not a curated record. Lineage: Eukaryota; Metazoa; Arthropoda; Insecta; Hymenoptera; Braconidae. Gene Ontology annotation, biological process: beta-D-galactose catabolic process via UDP-galactose, Leloir pathway. The transcript is spliced from 6 exons. Gene Ontology annotation, cellular component: cytosol.
GAGGCGAUUAAUCGAGGCCUAAUUAAUAAAAGUACUAUAGGUACUCACUAUUAUGUUAGUUAUUUUAAUAACAAAUGAAAUUAAGGCGCAGAAUAUGAAUGAGGAUAAUAAUAGAAUGAUCAAAUGGUGCUAUGAAAAUCCUUGAUAUGACUUUGAAUAUUGGUGAGUUUAUUAGUCACGUGGACGGUGUCGAUGUGUCAUACAACAAUAAUUGCUAAGUAAAUAUAUAAAAUGUCAAACUCCACGUCGUCUGUGAUAACGUUGAUAACAGAAUUUAUAAAUAGGGAGUACUAUUGGAUACUCUGAAUAAAAAUAAUACUCGGCUUUUGGUAAGUGUGCAAUUGACAUAAAUUUAAUAAUUAAUAACAAUAAUAACGAUAGUAAAUAAUGGAUAAUAAAUGGAACGUGUUGGUGACCGGGGGUGCUGGUUAUAUUGGUUCCCAUACGGUAUUAGAAUUAAUAAAACAAGAUUUUCCGGUGGUGGUGAUUGACAACCUUGGCAAUGCCCAUAAAGAUGCUAAUGCCAGUAAACCAGAAUGUCUUUUACGCAUAGAAAAACUUGCAAAUAAAUCGGUAAUAUUUGAAGAAUGUGAUAUUACGAAUAUAAGUGCUAUUGAAAAAUUAUUUAAAAAGUAUAAAUUUCAAUGCGUUAUUCAUUUUGCUGCUUUAAAAGCAGUUGGUGAAUCAUGCCAAAAACCGUUGGAGUAUUACAAAACAAAUGUCGGAGGUACAUUAAAUCUUUUGCAAGUGAUGAAUGACAAUGGUGUCAAAAAUUUAAUCUAUUCAAGCAGCGCUACUGUCUAUGGUGUGCCGGAAAAAUUGCCUCUUACAGAAGAAAUGAUAACUGGUAACUGUACUAAUCCUUAUGGAAAAACAAAGUAUAUGGUUGAAGAAAUUUUAAAAGAUUUGUGCGCAUCUGAUAACUCAUGGUCGGUUAUAUCUUUGAGAUAUUUCAAUCCUGUUGGUGCUCAUCCGUCUGGAGAAAUCGGAGAAGAUCCAAAUGGAAUUCCAAAUAAUUUAAUGCCUUUCAUAGCUCAAGUUGCCGUUGGUAAAAGAGACAUGUUGUACGUGUACGGUGAUGAUUAUGACACGCCUGAUGGUACUGGUGUCAGAGAUUACAUUCACAUUAUGGAUUUAGCUGACGGUCAUGUUAAAGCUAUUAUUUAUCAAAGUUCACGAGACGUCAAAGGUUUUAAACCGGUCAAUUUGGGUACUGGACGAGGUUAUUCUGUUUUAGAGGUAAUUCAUGCAUUUGAAAAAGCUUCUAAUAAAAAACUUGCAUACAAAAUUGUUGAAAGACGACCUGGAGACAUAUCAUCGAGUUACGCAGAUGCUUUGUUGGCAAAAAAAGAAUUUAAUUGGGUCGCCACAAAAAAUAUUGACGACAUGUGUGCAGACACAUGGAACUGGCAGAAAAAAAAUCCAAAUGGAUUUAAAUCAGCCUGAUUUACAAUUCAAUUAUCAACAAUGUGAGUAGCCAAAUGAGGGAUAGAUAUUUAAUAAAAACAAUUACCAAAUGAAAAACCAAACUAUAUUUAUUUAUGAAUAUAAUAAAGAUUGUGAAAUUUA